AUGGCGGACCACAGACCAAUAGAGGAGCUAAGGACUGACAGGAAAACUGCCAAAAGACUCUUUACUCGUAUGGUCAAUCAUAUCAGACGUGAAUUUGUGGACAUGUCCGCUGAUGAACUCAAAGAGAGCUUCAAAAAGCUCACUCUACAAGGCUCAAAGGUCAUGGAAGCCAAUGAAGAACUCCAAGCGGCUUAUAACGCAGAGGGCGCACAAGAGCUUGCAGAAGAGGAAAAGGCUGACAUAGAAAAGACGGAGCAGGAGUACGAGCAGAAGUCAAAUGAGCCGGCCAUAGAGCGAGUGGAGAAUACAGACCACAGUCGUCCAAUAACACUGUCCCAGCUGCCACAAUAA
Molecule: messenger RNA, 351 nt
Organism: Knipowitschia caucasica
Lineage: Eukaryota; Metazoa; Chordata; Actinopteri; Gobiiformes; Gobiidae
Source: the annotation of a GenBank genome assembly